AGGCGGCGCGUACGGUGGCCGCGGAGGGCGGGGAGAGAGGCGGGCGCGGCGCGUACGGUGGCCGCGGCGCGUACGGUGGCCGCGGCGGGCCGGGCGGUCGUGGGCGGCAUGGCGGCGCACCUGAAGAAGCGGGUGUAUGAGGAGUUCACCAAAGUGGUCCAGCAGCAGCACGAGGACCUCUCCGCCAAGAAGCUGCGGCUGACGAAGCCCAGCAAGUCGGCAGCGCUCCACGUCGACCUGUGCAAAGCCACCUCGCCAGCAGAUGCCUUGCAGUACCUGCUGCAGUUUGCCAGGAAGCCCGUGGAAGUGGAGAGCGUGGAAGGGGUUGUCAGGAUCCUGCUGGAGCAUUAUUACAAGGAGAAUGAUGCCUCUGUAAGGUUGAAGAUUGCUUCCUUGCUGGGUUUGUUAUCGAAGACUGCAGGAUUUUCCCCAGACUGCAUUAUGGAUGAUGCCAUUAACACACUGCAAAAUGAGAAGUCUCACCAAGUCCUUGCUCAGCUGCUGGACACCCUGUUGGUGAUCGGCACAAAGCUUACAGAGAAUCCAUCUGUCAGAAUGAGACUGGUGGAGGUAGCCUGCAAGCAUCUGACAGAUUCUUCCCAUGGUGUAAGAAAUAAGUGUCUUCAGUUAAUUGGCUGUCUUGGACCAGUGGAAAAAGGUGUUGCAAAAGAAGUUGAAAGCCAGUCUGCCAAAGAUGUCCAGAAGAUAAUAGGGGAUCACUUUAAUGACCAGGACCCUCGUGUUAGGACUGCAGCUAUCAAAGCUAUGCUUCAGCUUCAUGAAAGAGGAUUAAAAUUACAGCAGACUAUUUACUGUCAGGCUUGCAAACUGCUGGCAGAUGACUAUGAGCAAGUGCGUAGUGCUGCAGUUCAGCUAAUCUGGGUCCUCAGUCAACUGUACCCUGAAAGCAUUGUCCCGAUUCCUUCUUCUAAUGAAGAAAUUCGCCUGGUGGAUGAUGCGUUUGGAAAAAUUUGUCACAUGGUUAGUGAUGGUUCCUGGGUUGUUAGAGUACAAGCUGCUAAAUUACUGGGUUCUAUGCAACAAGUUAGCUCCCAUUUCUUAGAGCAGACCCUUGACAAGAAGCUCAUGUCAGAUCUGAGGAGGAAGCGCACUGCACAUGAACGGGCCAAAGAACUCUACAGCUCUGGGGAGUUCUCGAGUGGCAGAAAAUGGGGAGACGAUGCUCCCAAAGAAGAGAUCGACACAGGCGCUGUAAACCUGAUCGAAUCAGGAGCUUGUGGGGCCUUUGUUCAUGGCCUGGAAGAUGAGAUGUAUGAGGUUCGGAUUGCUGCGGUGGAGGCCCUCUGUAUGCUGGCUCAGUCUUCUCCUUCUUUUGCGGAGAAGUGCCUUGAUUUUUUAGUAGACAUGUUUAACGAUGAAAUUGAGGAGGUGAGAUUGCAGUCCAUACACACAAUGAGAAAAAUUUCCAACAACAUCACGCUGCGGGAAGACCAGCUGGACACUGUGUUGGCUGUCUUGGAGGAUUCUUCAAGGGACAUUCGGGAAGCACUUCAUGAGCUCUUGUGUUGCACCAAUGUCUCAACUAAAGAAGGCAUCCAUCUUGCACUGGUGGAGCUGCUGAAAAACCUGACCAAGUAUCCCACAGACAGAGAAUCCAUAUGGAAAUGCUUAAAGUUCUUGGGAAGUAGGCAUCCAACUUUGGUGCUUCCAUUAGUCCCGGAGCUACUGAGCACACACCCUUUCUUUGACACUCCAGAACCGGACAUGGAUGACCCAGCCUACAUUGCUGUUCUGGUUCUGAUUUUUAAUGCUGCUAAAAGUUGCCCGACAAUGCCUGCGCUGUUUUCUGACCAUACAUUCAGACAUUACGCCUACCUUCGCGACAGUCUCUCUCAUCUGGUCCCUCCGUUAAGAUUGCCAGGUAGAAAGCUGGUGUCCUCCCCUGUCUCUCCCAGUAUUACACCAAACGAGGAUCCUUCCCAGCAGUUCUUGCAUCAGAGCCUGGAGAGGGUUUACAACCUUCAGCACCUCGACCCGCAGGGCGUACAGGAGCUGCUGGAAUUUACCAUUCGUGAUCUUCAGAGGCUUGGAGAACUGCAGUCAGAAUUGGCAGGGAUGGCAGACUUCACUGCGACUUACCUUCAGUGUCAGCUGCUCCUCAUCAAGGCCUUGCAGGAGAAACUGUGGAAUGUGGCCGCUCCUCUGUACUUGAAACAGAACGCGUUGGCAUCUGCUGCCGCCAAACAGAUCCUGGAAGAAACUUAUAAAAUGGAGUUCAUGUACAGCGGAGUGGAAAGUAGACAAGUGGUCAUUAUCCAUCACAUGAGGCUGCAAGCGAAGGCGUUACAGCUUAUAGUGACUGCGCGUACUACCAGAGGAGCUGAACCCCUUUUUGGGAUGUGUGAAAAAUUGUUACAGGAAGUAGAUUCUUUUCAGAGAUGUUUCAUCUCUGAGCUCCCACAUAUGCAAGGCAGUUUUGUCGAUAAAUUGCUAGACUUAAUGCCCAGACUUGUGACCUCCAAGCCUUCGGAAGUGGUCAAGAUCCUUCAAACAACACUACGACAAAGUACCUUCCUCCACCUUCCUCUUCCAGAGCAGCUCCACAGAGCUACUGCAACUAUCAUUGAGCCUACCGGUGAAUCUGAUAACCCUCUGAGGUUUACGUCAGGCUUGGUAGUGGCGCUGGAUGUUGAUGCAACUCUGGAACAUGUACAGGAUCCCCAGGGAACUGUUAAAGUUCAGGUAUUGUAUCCAGAUGGACAAGCACAGUUAAUCCAUCCUAAACCAGCUGACUUCCGAAAUCCUGGUCCCGGGAGGCACAGACUGAUAACUCAGGUUUACCUCUCGCACACAGCCUGGACAGAGCCGUGUCAGAUUGAAGUGAGGUUACUGCUGGCCUACAAUUCCAAUAGGAGCAAGGCAUCUGCUAAAAUUCCCAAAUCCACCUGGAGCGACAGCAUGGAGGCUCUCCCGCAAUCCGAAAACGGCAUAGAGGGAACCAUACCAUUCAGCAAACCCGUCAAAGUUUAUAUAAUGCCCAAACCUGCCAGACGGUGAAGUCUGUCACUGAAAGACACCUAUUUGUGUGGUUGUUGGGUUACAUGAAAACAAUUUAUGUUCAAAGAUAGUGAACCAAACCAACACAGCGUUACACUUGCACAAAAAAAGCUAAAAUAUAAAAAUACAGCUACUGAAGGACAAAUGGUCUUCUCUGUUACGAAGCAGAUGGAUCAACAUGGGAGUUAUUCAGUUAGUAAAGAACAGUUUCGAGGAAAUGCAGAUAUUUCUAUACUGAAUCAACAAAAUCAGGGCAAUUCUCAGUCAGCAUUCCAGUAACUAUUUCAUUGGGCCAAAUACUGCAGUCCUCACCUAUGAAAAGUUUCUCUUCAAGGCCUUUAGGUUUCUUGCCCGAGGUGUUUACUGUGUAAAUUCUUAGAGACUUAAAUCCCUGUUAUUUUACAAUACUCUGAAAUGAAGUUAAGGGUUUUUUUUUGAAUGUCUGAAAUUUGUAUUUGUGCAUUGGUACCUAAGUCCUUAGCAGGAAGUUUUUCCAAAGCGCUAUUGUCCUUCUGUAGGAACUGCAGGUCCAAGUGAAAUUGCCAAUUACCAUAGGCUAAAUCCUGAGCUACUUUACUGUAUGGCUGUAUUGAAGUUAGCAGUUUUGGGGAGGGUGUAAUUGUUAAUGUUGUGGGGCUGGGAGAGGAGGAACAUGUUGGCUCACACAGCAAAACUUCAGUUAGCAGGACAUGGAGUUUAACUGAGUAGUAGCAAUGCAACACUAUUACUUUUUUUUGCCCCCCCUAAAAUGGAGUCUUACAUCUUUAUCUUUGAAUUGUAACCCCCCUUUCCAGUUGCAUAUUUUGUAUGCCUUUAGGAACAAUGUGACUGAAUAGCGCAGGUUGAAAAAAUACUAACUUUGUUCCAUUAAGUUUUACAGAAUCUGUUUCUGUAUGUUGAUCUUUUUCCUGGACCGAUCAUGCUGAGGUUAGAAAGUCUGUUUAGUUUUUUGUUUCCCCAACAGUUUUGGCAGUCAAAACCUUUCUGAUCUGCUUGAGGUAGCUGAACACACUCUCAAUUAAGCAGCGGUACGUCAACUUGUCAUUGUUUCCCUAAGCAGGUGAGCUAAGAGGGGUAGGAAGCCCUUUCCCAACAGGAUGGGCGCAGUUUGCAGAUCUGCAGUUGAGGACCAAAAUAACUGGUCCUGCGGCCCCUUCUCACACUGUUUUCUGUUCCCGGAGGGCUCGUACCUGCUAGAAAUGUGAUGCUUCUGGCCUUCCUCUUGAAAGGUGUCUGUUAAUCACUGCCAUGUGCGAGACUAUGCUUCAAAAGACUAAGGAACCUCCUGUGGUUCUUAGCAGUCCUUUGAUAGGAUUUUCCAGGAGCGCUUGAAGUGUGAAACUUCCUAGUACAGCAGCCAAAUGUUACCUGUGUUUUAUUAAAUUAAUUGCAAAAAAAAAAAAAAAAAAAAAAAAGGUGUAUUUGUAGCAGGUAAACAAAGUAGUGAAGAAAUACCUUCCAGUUGUACAAAGACUAGUUUAAAUAAUUAUGCAAAAGACCUUAUAUGCUUUCCUACAAUAAAAUUGGAAAACUCCUUCUAA
Messenger RNA from Dromaius novaehollandiae (emu), 4559 nucleotides. It is a transcript of the gene INTS4, whose product is annotated as integrator complex subunit 4. The record is from RefSeq and is a predicted model, not a curated record. Bases 109 to 3018 code for a protein of 969 amino acids. Gene Ontology annotation, cellular component: integrator complex. NCBI's taxonomy places the organism in Eukaryota, Metazoa, Chordata, Aves, Casuariiformes, Dromaiidae. The transcript is spliced from 23 exons. Gene Ontology annotation, biological process: snRNA processing.